GCCCAUUAAAAUGUAAUGAACAAAUUGGCUAAUAACUGAAAAACACUUUUUUUCAGGUUAGAUGAAUUUUUGAAUGCAAGAAGCUCUAGAUUUUUAGGCUAGCACAAGACCACAGUCACCUCGAGUCAUUCAUCGCUGAAAAAAUUGUCUGUUGACAUUACUAAUGUAUGUAACUUGCAUGUGAUUAAAAUGUGCCAACUAUUUUUUUUAAUUCCCUUGUCAAAAAUUAGAUCAGUUACCAGAUUUUAGUCAUAUGCAACUGAUGUACAUGUUCAAAUUAAGUUAAUUCAAAUGACAGUUUCUCAGCGUUGUAGCUGAAAUUUAUCUUAAAUAAGGCCAUGGAUGGGGAAUAUCUUGUUUCUCCGUAUGUGUUGCAUUGUUAGUUAGUGUUCCCUGUUUGACAUUCCUCCAUGUUGCGUCUGUCUCCGAAACACACACACACACACACACACCUAUCAGCCUCGCAAGAUUUCAAUCAAAAGGUAUCAACUGUGGUUGAUGUCAUUUUUAUGUUCUGUCAUCUGCACCGGUUGAAAAAAUGAAACAAUCCUGUACAAAAAAGUACAGAUAACUGUUUUGAAAUGUAGGUUGUCAAACUAAAGUUAAAAAAAUAAUAAUUAACUACCCAUACCUGAAAAUUUACUUAUGUACAGUAAUGAAGUAUUUGUAGUUUGUUACUUCUACAAUGGGAAAUGCAUCAUGUGAGGAAUUAAUACAAUUUGGCAACAAUAUCUGUAUUUUGGAUAGAAAAGUGCAAUUAAACAUUUGCACAAAAUAGUGUGUCUUGAUUGAGUCAAAUCUAAUCAAUGAAGCACUGUCAUCUCUUGUAUGCAAAUUUCUUCAGAUCCUACAUGGUAAUAUAAAUGAAAGGAGAGCUAUAGCAAACCAUGAUUCACAUUUAUUAUAUAGUCCAGUCCAGUUAUGCUGCUACAAUGGUUGUAUUAUUGUGGAAGUAUUUUGCAGCUGUAUACAUCUCUAUUGUAUCAUACCGAAAGGUAUUUGGAAUAUUUUUGGUUACUAAGCUACAUGAAAGGAUCAGCAUAUUGGAAACACCUGUCAGUAUUAUGCAAUUCGUUGAAUAUUUUGGAAAUUGCUACACAACAGUUAAACCUAACAACUUCAAACCCCAGGACUCCACCCUCCACAAAGACCCCACUGUAUGCAAAUUUCAAGAGCCAGUAUUUGUAAACUACUCAGUUGAGUUUAGUGUUAAGCUUCCCUCCCUGGUUGGACAUGCUGGACAUUUUUAUUUGAAUAGCUGGGCCAGCGUUGGUUCCACCAUGGACAGCAUGUUUGACAAUCUUGCUAAAACCGAGUUCAUCAGCAUCUUUGUUGGAAACCCAAGGCUCCAAAAACAUGACCUUUGGCACACGCAUGUCGAUUAUGAAAUCUGUCUACACACAAAUAGCAUGUGUUUUCGCAAGAAAGCGUCAAUGGUGAGACGACGUUACAGAGAAUUUGUUUGGCUGCGACGUUGUCUGGAACAAAACGCUCUAAUCAUAGAAAUCCCCAAGUUGCCGCCCUGGAACCCUUUCUUCAGCAUGAGAAACGCAGAGCAGGUCAGACAAAGGAUGAAGGGUCUGCAGGAGUUUUUAGAAAUUGUUCUUCACAUGCCGUUGUUGUUGUCAGACAGUCGACUCCAUCUGUUCCUUCAGUCCGACCUCAGCACCAAAAAGAUGCAAAAGUGUGCUCUUGGCAAGACCAGGUACACUGUGGCCGAAGCUAUCCAGUGCUUCGACAGCGGCUGCCUCCCAACAUUGGAAGAUAAGGCCUCAUGUGAUUCGGACUGUGAAAGCUUCUCUUCGUCAGGCUUGGGCUUAAGUGUGGACAGCACCAUUCAUGGAAGUUCCCUCAACUUCGAGUCAUCUGACAGAGAGGCAGAAUUGUGCACUUGUGAUUUAGUCGCCCACAAAACAACUCGGUGAACCCUGAGGUUCAACAUCUAUGGACAAGUGGACCGUGUCAACCAACAUGCUACUUGUUUGGCUUCAGGGUGGUGACCAAAGGAAGAUGAGAUCUGCCAUUUGACAGCUUUCCAGGUGGGAGAAGAUGGCAAAUUAAUUACUAUAACACCCAAUUGCAGGAAAUCAUCUGCAAGAAACACGACAGCCUGACAGUGUGUGUGUGUGUGUGUGUGUGAGAGAGAGAGUGAGUAAAUGAGGGCCAGAGGUAGUGGACAGCUCUGUAAAUUGAAAGCUGAUGACAUAAGCGAAGGCUCAUUAAAGGAGACAGCAUUCGUCCCCUGUCCCACCUCACCCCUCCCAUCAACAGCUGGACUGGUGUGAGCUCGGCCUGUCCCGCAUCUCUCCCCGGAUGUGCACACAAGUCAUAAUGAAGCUGUCAGCGACUUCACACACACACCCUGAGAUGUAUACACACGACAAACACACUGGCGCCUUGGCUGAGAAAGUAUGGCAUUUGCAGCCAUACUAGUGUGAGGGCUGCACUCGAGUAAACAAAUAUGUUCCUCGUUUUAUUGUCGGAGGCACGAUCUCACUGUGUUAAGCUUAACCGUAUCGUGUCCUAUGAAAACCAAACAUGGCUGCUCAUUCAGAUGCAGCAAGUGGUGCCGUCUUUGUGUAGUCGUGUAUCUGCAUCUAUAGACAGUGAGGGGGAGCUAACAUUUAGAUAUUGAGCAUUCAGCGUACAUAUCUAUUUCAGCUUGGUAAUUUAUAACUCAAUUUCCAGUGUGCACUGAAGCACUUCAUACCUCCAAAACACCCAACAAAGGCCUAGCCCAAAUUGUAUUUCAAAGCAAUUAGGGUGUCCACUGAGUUGUGAAGGCACUGCCACGCAGACGCUCUGGGCCUGCGUGAUAUUUUUAAUUCUUCAUUUUCUGUCACAUUAGUCAACUUCGUGCCUCCAGACAGGUGAACUCUGACUGUCUGACAAAAUGACAGCGAUCGUGCGCCCACGUCUUGACGUGGACAGGAUUUGAAUGUAUAAGUGUCAGGGUUAGAAGCUUCUGCCUCUUAUGUGAUGAAAUAAAUUCCAAGAUGGAUCUAAUGGAGUACAGACCACAAAAUACUAUAUCUUGCAAGACCUCAACUCAGUGAUGGUCGAAAGGCAAGUAGCUUUAUUCUAUUUUAUUUCUGUUUAUACCUGCAUAAAAGCCAAGUUAUGUUAAAAAAAAGUGCUUAAACAGCCCCUAUCAAUAUUUUUCCACCUUUUAUUGAGCCGAGGCUCAUAUUUGACAGAAAAAUCCAAAUCUACUGCACACCGUCAAACAAAAAUUGUACAUGUUUGAAAUGAGCUUGUCCAUUUAUUGCUAAAUCUGGGCCUGUUGAGCACAAAGCUAUUCAAUUGUAUGAAUGGCAACAUGUGGUCACAUAGUACACUCAUUGUACACUCUUCUGCACUCCAGCAGAAGAGCACCUAAGUGUUCUGCCUGUCACGAGACGUCACUGACAUAA
Molecule: messenger RNA, 3413 nt
Organism: Phyllopteryx taeniolatus (common seadragon)
Lineage: Eukaryota; Metazoa; Chordata; Actinopteri; Syngnathiformes; Syngnathidae
Gene: snx10a
Product: sorting nexin 10a
Exons: 8
Coding region: 888-1925 (345 amino acids)
Biological process (GO): intracellular protein transport
Molecular function (GO): phosphatidylinositol binding
Source: RefSeq, a predicted model, not a curated record